Messenger RNA from Leptomonas pyrrhocoris, 709 nucleotides. RefSeq lists its product as hypothetical. Bases 155 to 709 code for a protein of 184 amino acids. NCBI's taxonomy places the organism in Eukaryota, Euglenozoa, Kinetoplastea, Trypanosomatida, Trypanosomatidae. The record is from RefSeq and is a predicted model, not a curated record. The transcript has a single exon.
AGGCACAAAGCUGUAUGGUGGCCGCCACCUUCUUUUCGCGCUCUUCACACCUCCUUAGAUUUUUUUUUUGACUUGUAUGAUUGGCGCCAAACUUGCUAUACCCAGCCUCGCACUCCUCGUUGAAGAGUAUAUAUAUAUAUCGAGUAUAGGUUAAAUGGAUGUGGGCUCCCAUAAUUGGCGGACGGCGCGGCCGCGGGUGCACAUGAUGGUGUUGUUCCUUUUCAUUUUCACCGACCUCAUCAACCUAAUCUGUUACAUCCUCUACAUCUCGUACGACACGCGCGCGUUCGGCGCGGCGGGCUGCAACGCGUACAUCACCUUUACCUGCAUCGGCAUCGUCGUGGCUGGUGCCAUUUGCGGACCUCUUAUUUACUGGCCGUAUGUGCAUGGGAAUGAAAUGUCGCCCGUCUCGCGACGCAACGCGUUCUGCCUCGGCAUUUUCAUCUCCUUCGUCGUGCAUGACUUCCCGAUGGCGUGGAUUGAGCUGUGGAUUGUGACGACCUUUGGCUGGACCGAGUACUUGCAGGGCAUCUCCCUCUUCUUGACGCUGCUGUGCUUUAUCAUCGGCUUCCUGGUGACGUGGUUUUCCUACUCGUGGCGGCUGAGCAAGGUGCUGCAGAUCCGCUUCGGCAACGCGGCCCCAACGCAAUCUAGCGUACCAGCUGCGCAGGUGGCGAGACACAGUUCAUCACGACAGUAUCGCAUUUAA